AUGUCAGCAUCGAUCAACUACGAUUUCAUUCUCACACUCUCGUCAAUCAAACGAAAUUUAUUCUCAAUUGGCGGUCCAGUUUUAGUCAUCUUGGGCACAAUCGGCAGCAUUCUAAGCUUCAGCAUAUUUAUUCAAAAACAUUUACGAAAGAAUCCAUGUUCAAUUUACUUCAUGGCAUACAACAUCGCAAGUAUCGGCGUUAUAUACGGAGGAUUACUUCCACCCGUACUGGAACUUGGUUAUGGUAUCGAUUAUUCUAUUUACAAUCUUGAUAUAUGCCGUUUACGGCUAUAUGCGGCAGUUUCACUCGGUUGCAUAUGUCCAUCGUAUCUCAUUCUAGCGUCAAUUGAUCGCGUUUUCAUUACGUCGCCUAAAGUUCACAUGCGAAGACUCAGUAGCCGCCGUUAUGCGGCUAUAUUUAUAAUCACUGGAACAUUGCUUUGGUUAUUAUUUUCAAUUCCUAUCGGCGUGUUUGCUGCUAUCUUGAAUCCGUUACCGAACUAUUUAAUUUGUCUUACGCAAGCAAAUACUUAUACAAAUAUAAUUAGUUAUGGAUCAUUGACUAAAGAAAUAUUGGUGCCAUCAAUGAUGGUUUUCUUCGGUUUAUGGGCAGUGAAAAAUAUCCAUCGCAUGAAACUCGUACGAGUUGCACCCACUGGCUCACUUCAGACAACCCAGCGCAAGACUGGCACACCUAUGAUUCAAGCAAAGGAUCGUCAGCUUGUUGUUCUGAUGCUUAUAAAUAUCAUUAUUUAUGUUCCCUUCAGUUGUGUUUUACCAGUCGUACUUCUUUAUACACAACUAACAGCACGUCAGCCGAAAAGUAUAGAAACACUGCAGUCGCAGGAGUUUCUCUUUCGUGUGGCAACUUAUUGCGUAUAUGUUCCAUACUGUAUAAAUUCUUAUGCACACUUAUUUAUGUCGAAAACGUUCCGCAAGGAAUUGAAGGAUAUUAUCUUGAGUGGACGAUUGUUUCGAUGUUGUGCAUAA
Adineta ricciae is the source of this 990-nucleotide messenger RNA. The record is from the annotation of a GenBank genome assembly. NCBI's taxonomy places the organism in Eukaryota, Metazoa, Rotifera, Eurotatoria, Adinetida, Adinetidae.